This is a messenger RNA of Rosa rugosa (rugosa rose), 1766 nucleotides long. Its product is annotated as AAA-ATPase At2g18193-like. Bases 202 to 1647 code for a protein of 481 amino acids. NCBI's taxonomy places the organism in Eukaryota, Viridiplantae, Streptophyta, Magnoliopsida, Rosales, Rosaceae. Gene Ontology annotation, molecular function: ATP binding; ATP hydrolysis activity. The record is from RefSeq and is a predicted model, not a curated record. The transcript has 2 exons.
CAUAAUACUCAUGUUUGACUUUUUAGUUCAAGAUGAAUGGAACCUUAAGAAAAUAGAAAAAUUACUUGGAGAGGAAGCAACUCACAGAAUCAUUUCCUUGUUGCCCAAAUCCUAUCACUCCUUCGGCUCAUUAUAAAAUACCCCAUCAUAUCCUUCAACUCCCAACUCAAAAUUUCUCCAAACACUCAAGUCAAUAACACAAUGUUUACUCUCAAUCCCAAAGAUGUGCAAACCACAGCAUCCACAUUGUUCUCAGCCUAUGCCUCCUUUGCUGCAUCAAUGAUGUUGGUCCGCUCCAUUAUAGACCAACUCAUUCCCCACCAGUCAGUCUUCAGUCACUUUUUUACCACUCCCUCCUCGAACCUCACUUUGAUUGUUGAAGAGUGCUGUGGUAUGACACGAAACCAAGUCUAUGAUGCUGCGGAAGUUUACCUCCAAACAAAGAUCAAUCUUUUCACUGAACGCCUCAAGAUCAGCAAAACACCCAGGAAAAAGAACAUUAGCAUUGCCAUGGACAAAGGCGAAGAAAUCACCGACACCUUUGACAAUGAUAUCAAAUUGAAGUGGCGCUUCACCGAGCCUGAGAAAAAACAGAAGGACGAGUACCACUCUGCUAAUGACAGUAAGCGUCGGUUUGAGCUAGUGUUUGACAAGAAACACAAGGACACGGUGAUGGACUCUUACUUGCCCUACGUUUUUGCUCGAGCUAAAGCCAUUCAAGAAGAGGAAAAGGUUGUUAGGCUUUACACCCGGGGUUCGAGUCUGGGUGAUGAUGAGAACGAUAACAGGGGUUCCAGUGGUUGGGGUUCCAUAAGGAUGGAGCAUCCAUCUAAUUUUGGAACAAUGGCGAUGGAUCCAGAGCUUAAAAGAAUGGUUAUUGAUGAUUUGGAUAGGUUUGUGAGAAGGAGGGAGUUUUACAAAAGGGUUGGUAAAGCUUGGAAGAGAGGGUAUUUGUUGUAUGGUCCACCUGGUACAGGUAAAUCGAGCUUGAUUGCAGCCAUGGCUAACUAUCUCAAGUUUGAUGUCUAUGAUUUGGAGCUUUCUGGCGUUCACAGUAAUUGUGAUUUGAGGAGGGUAUUGCUUUCUACUAAAAAUCGUUCUAUUAUGGUGAUUGAGGAUAUUGAUUGCUGCGCCAAAGUGCAGAACAGGGGACGUGAACCGGAUCCACGUUCUCAUAACAACAGGUUGACACUAUCAGGCCUACUGAACUUCAUAGAUGGUCUGUGGUCAAGCUGCGGGGACGAGAGAAUUAUAGUUUUCACUACCAACCACAAGGAUCGGUUAGACCCUGCACUGCUGCGUCCGGGUCGCAUGGAUGUGCACAUUCACAUGUCUUAUUGCACUGCAAAAGGAUUCGACAUCUUAGCCUCCAACUACCUAGGCAUUCAUGAAAGCAACCCUCAUCACCUCUGCAAAGAAAUUAAAGGGUUGAUAGAGAGCACUGAAGUCACCCCUGCAGAGGUUGCUGAGGAGCUCAUGAAAAGUGAUGAUGCUAAUGGUACUCUCAAAGGGCUUGUCAAUUUCCUCAAGAAAAAGAAGGUCGAGAAUGAUAAAGUGAAGGUAGAAGGGGCAGACAAAACUGAAGAUCAAGGGCCAUUUCCGGAUGACUAUUUACCACUCUAUGAUGGCUUUGACUUAUUUGAUUGAAUAAAGCAUCAUGCAUAUAUGUAAUCAGCAUCACAAAUAAUAUACAUGGCUUUGGUAUUCAGAGCAUGGUUUUGAGUUUUCAACUCAAACUGUGAAAAGACUGAAGACAGCAAGGGGCC